Molecule: messenger RNA, 1421 nt
Organism: Styela clava
Lineage: Eukaryota; Metazoa; Chordata; Ascidiacea; Stolidobranchia; Styelidae
Source: RefSeq, a predicted model, not a curated record
UAACUCAAACGACAGAGACGCCGUGGAUAUAAAAUAUAUAUUCGAAAUACGGCUCUGUUCGCAGUGAAUUAUAAUUAGAAAAAUACUUUGUGAAACAAAUACUCAGCAAGCGUUAGAAUAUACAAAGAAUAAAGUUAAUUGGAAAUCGGAAAAGGGCAUCUAACGUGAAGAUAUAAUACUGAUUUUUACAAUAGAAUAAAAAUACAAGAACAAUGGCAUCACGAUCAAGCUUAUUGUUGUUGCGAGAAAACAGAACAAAUCAAAAAGCAUCUUCGGAUAUCGUAGACUUGUUGAAUAAAGCAAGUCUGACCGAUUCGUGCGAAGGAACUCGAACAAGUUUGAUGCGCCAACGAUCUAGUCCAGCAUCAUUUUGUAGUGCCGGUAGAGUCGCCUGCAAUCCGAUUAGCAACACACAUUCAACACUUUUUCAAUUGCCCUCAGAAGGUCGAAUCUUAAGUCAACUUAGCCCGAUGGCAGGUUUAGCUUCAAGAUUUCAUUUUCUACCGAUACUUCUGGACAAUUACAUGUCUCAAGAGGAUACAUCAGUUUCGAGCAAUUGUGUUUGUGAUCUGGAUUUUCCCUAUUCGACACCAGUCUAUGAAGAUCUUAUUGAACUUACGGCAGCAUCUUGCUUAGAAUCAAAUCAUAAGUUUAGCGCACUGUUGCGCGACCCAGACACCGAUGCACAAUGGGGAGUUACCACUAUUCGUGAAAAUGCUAAAAUAGAAGCGUCAUCAAGUUUCAAGGAUACCGGACUCUAUGGGUGGAAACUUGGCGACAAUACCUAUGUUUUUGGUUUUCAAGACGAAGAUGAUAAAGUCUACUACGUUAGAGCAUCAUCAAGGGAUGCGUCAACAUAUCCAUAUCUGUUGCUAUCAAGUAACGAAGAAGAUCCUGCAGAGAUCAGCGAUACUGCCAGUGACUACCGGUGUUUUUCACUCGAAUAUGACGGUUCAAGCCAAAAGUAUCAUCUUCGCCCUGCACAUCAUGAGUUAACAGGGCAUUGGGUUGACUUUUUUCAUGACUCGGAAAAGCUCCUACUGACUGAAAACAACAUGGAGAAUACUACUGCUUGGCAACUCAAUUGAGAACUGAGACUAAACCUUAUUGUGAAUAAAAACUUACCGACAAUUUAUAUUUUUCCAACGUUAUUUCACCAUUUUGUCAGCAAAAUUAGAUAAAACCAAAGCAGAUAUUAUCUAAAAUGAUUUCUCUGAACUGACCGUAAAUAUAUAUAUAUAUAUUUGUUUUUCCAAAUGCUUUGAUGUAACAUAAUCACUGUAAUUAUAAUCAUCGGUCUUUAGGAUAAUUAUUUUACGGUACAUUCCACUAUAUUCUUUGUCCAUUUAUUUAUUUUAUUAUUAUUUAGUAUUGUUGUCUUCGUAUUUAUUUAAAUAUAUUAAUAAAAAUUAUCUGCAUGA